CAUAAAUUUCAGAUUUUUAUAAGUUUAAAAGUUUAAUCGCGUCUAACAUUAGUUUAAGGGCAAAUAUUCACGUUGCACAAAACGGUAAGGGCUUUUGCCAUAAAUAUUUGGGUUAUAUUGCAAUCUUGCACAAGCACACGAGAGUAAAUUGAUCCGUUUGUCUAUUCAUUCAACCGCGCCUCCUAUUUGCAUCGCCGCUAACCUUCACAGGCCUCUCUGCUCAUUUAUCCCAAAACUAGGAACGCAUAGCAAGCUUAGUUCCCUGCAUCUCUGCAACUUCGAUAAUGCUUGAGAUAUCAAUUUUAAUUGGUCUUAUUGAGUUGCGUUUUGCCUGUUCAAGCAAACAUAAUGUCAUGGAGAUACAAAUGGAGCUCCUUACACAUAAUACGCAAGACCCAAAUCCUCAAAUCACGCUCACUGCGCCACUUUUCUUCAUCAUCAACGGUAUGUCUUCAUGCAACUGAUAAAACCCAUCAAUUCGUUUCUGGAGAAAAUGUUAAAAAAGUCACUCUUACACCUCAAAUUGUACACUCGACUUUAUUGAACUGCUCUUCUGAUUUGAUUACUUUAAGCUUUUUUAUUUGGUGUGCUAAGCAAAACAAUUACUUUCAUAGUAACCAAGCUUUUGAUCACAUGGUUAGUGUGGUUGUUCGGUUAAGUAACCGUUAUAUGACAGUUAGAGCAAUUGUUCGAGAGUUAGAGAGUGUUGGUUUAGUUAUAAAGGCACACACUUUCUUGCUUUUAUUGAGGAUUUAUUGGCGUGGAGGAAUGUAUUCUAUGGUUUUUGAAACUUUUGAGCAAAUGGGUAGGUUUGGUUUUGAGCCAAAUACAUUUGCACAUAAUGUGGUAAUGGAUGUUUUGUUUAAGAUUGGACAAGUGGAUACAGGAAUUAAGAUUUUGAAAGAGAUGAAGUCCCCAAAUUUCUUAAGUUAUAAUAUUGCAUUAACUAAUUUAUGCAAGUUGAAUGAUUUGGUUAAAGUUAAGAAGGCUCUGCGGAUUAUGUUAAGCAAAGGGUAUUAUCCUAAUGUUGAGACAUUUGAGAUGGUUUUAAAUUGUUGUUGCAAGUUGGGUAGGUUAGUGGAGGCAUGUCAGUUGUUGGCUAUGAUGAUAACUGUGGGAAUUUCUUUGUCUGUGAGUGCUUGGAGUAUACUUAUCGAUUGGCUUUGUCGAUUAAACCAACCUAAUAUGGCAUUUCAUUUGAUGGAGAGGAUGGUUGAUAGUAGUUGUUCUCCUAACGUUGUUACUUAUACAACCCUAUUCAAAGGAUUUAUUGAAUCUAAAAUGAUUCUUAGAGCUUUCGGAAUUCUGACUGCCAUGCAAUCCAAAGGUUAUGCUCCUGACUUGUUUCUUUUUAAUGUAUUGAUCAACUCCUUGUCUAAGAUUGGGAGAUAUGAUGAUGCAUUAGAUAUAUUCUUAUGUUUGCCAAAAUGGAAUUUGGAACCUGAUUCUUAUACUUUUAGUUCUUUGCUGUCAUGCCUAUGCUAUUCUAGAAGGUUUAAUCUUUUACCCAAGCUAAUUAGCAGAUUUGUCAAAGAAGCAGACCUGGUGGCGUGCAACUCACUUUUGAAUUAUUAUUGUAAAGCUGGGUAUCCACAUCUUGCAGUGGAGUUGUAUAAUAAUAUGAUAGAUAAGGGUAUUGUACCUGAUAACUACAGCUUUGUCGGAUUACUUAGAGGGUUAUGUGGAGAAAGGAGGGUGGAUGAUGCAGUCAACGUGUACCUAGGGAUGGUAAUGAAUCAUACCGGUCUUGAUGCUCAUGUACAUUCUGUAAUUAUAGAUGGGCUUAUUAGAAGUGGCAAGUGUUAUAAAGCUGUUAGUUUGUUUAGGAGAGCUAUUGAGGAGAACUAUCAACUGGAUGCUGUAUCAUAUACAGUUGCCAUCUGUGGGCUUGUCAAGAGUGGAAGGACUGCAGAAGCUUUUGCCUUGUAUGCGCAAAUGAAGGAGGUCGGUUUGUAUCCUAAUGCACAUACAUACAAUAUAAUGCUCUGUGGAUUUUGUGCUGAAAGAGACAUUAAAAUGGUCAAAAUGUUGCUGCAAGAAAUUAUUAAGGCAGGGGUUCAACUAGACUACAAAAUAGUCAUUAGAUUGAUCAAUAUUUUGUUCAAGUCUCGUCUGUCUAUUUCACACUUUACCCAGUUAGUUAACUUCUGGAAUUUGGGGUUGAUGCCUGAUGAGGCAAAGAAUGUGCUUUUGAUUGGUCGACUUCAAUAUAAUGUCAAUGAAAAUCAUUCAUUACUGAAAGGUUCUUUGGAGGAUGAUCACUUUGCGGAUUCAUCCAGUUCAGACGAUCUUCCUUAUAUGGCUGCUUCAGUGGGUUGAUAAGCAAUUAACUCUUUUCAUAUUCAAGUUGAGAAUACAUCUUCGAACAACUGGAGUUUAGCGUGCUGCUAGAUACAAUGCAUUAUAAAGGGAGAGUAAUGUUUCAUUCAAGAAAUUUCUACUGGCAGGAUGCGGCUUACGUAUGCUAGCCUUUAGAUGAUCAUAAAUAUUAGAGAACACAUGUUUCCUCACUUGUGUGAAUUAGCCUCUGCCUACAUCAUUCAUGAGGCUAGCACAGGGGACAUUUGUGCACUCCUUUCUCUGCUCUACCAUUGGCAUAACAUAGAAAAGGGCUACUAUUGCUACUUGAAGAAGCUUCCUCUCGCCACAGUAUGCGCCUAUGAAUAUUGGCACAUCAACUUAGCAUCCUCACUUCGUAAUGAAAUUUUAUUUCUUAAUAAUGUGAAUUAAAGGCGCUUUGUGGUUGGUCUGGUUGGCCUGGGAAAUCGAUAGAUUUUUUUUUUCUGAGGACUAACUCUAAAUUGGGUGUACAUGGAAUAAGUCAGGUAAAUUUCCAAUUAUUGACGGGUGAGAUACUUAUUUUGCAUUUGAGUUAAUAGAAAAGUUUUAGGUUAGAUUGGGAAUAGUUUAGAAAUUGUAAAGCAUGUAAUGACAAAAGGUAAUAAACUUCAUUGGGAAAUUUAAGAGCAACCACAAUCAGGUAGUAGCAGUCCCAAUUAUCAGCUAUCUAUUAUUUUUUUUUCUCAAAACCUAUGUUUAUCGUUUUUUAACCUAUGUUCAUAAAAAGGUUUCUCCUUUUUGUUUAAUCUUUAAAUAAUUAUAGUUGUGUUGGUGAUAAAUGCAUUCCACAUUUUGUUAUGGAUUUAAUAUCUAAAUCCAAGUUUAACGUGUUUGGUAUGAAUGAAACUAUAAUCGCUCAUAACUAAGCCAACCUCUAGGAAAAUUGAUAGAAUUUCCAAAUUAAUUAUGACAAAAACACCCAAUUCACUGUCAGUCUCACCUUAGGCACUCCGUCCUCGCAAGUUGAGUUUUUCUCUGCCAAUCCAGAGAAGCUGUCUGGCUUUAAAGUCGCAAGCAGCUCUCUACCAUGGAAAAAAAGAAAAAGAAAAAUUGCUUGUGUAGCUAGCCAUUUCUUUCAAUGAUGCUGCAAAAAUUAGAUAAUAUAACUUCUGCUAAGAUUUUGAAUGUCUUAGUUUGAUGAAUUCUUGUCAGUAUUGAAAGAAUACCCUGUGCUUGCUGUAUAUUAAGGUCAUUUUUACAGGCACAUUUUUGUGUUAUCUUCAUGCUCCAGAGAUAGACGGCCAGAGAUAAAGAUGCUUUGAUAGACUGGAACCAUGCAUUAAUGUUGGAAAUUAUUUCAAAAUAGCAUCUGUAUAAAAGGGAUAUACAUCUUUUCUCUAACGCUCUGAUUUUGCAGGCUACAUACUGUAUUGCAGCUUAGGUCAAUUGCCAUGACCACAUUGCAUUUGUAGAUAAGGAGCUUUCCAAAUUGACAUGGAUGCAAUAAGAUCUAAGGAAUAUAUUGAUGAUGCAUUCAAUUACAGAACAAUAUUGAAACAAGUUGGGGAAUAAUGAGGUGAGAUCAUGUUGCUUAAUGGAAUGGCAAAACCUGGACUUAGGGUACUGAAAGUACAUCGAGCCUAAGAUUUACGCACCCAUGAGGAUCAGAUUGAUUGAAAUGAGUUGAACUUUGAUCUACUUGUUGGAUGUCAAUGGAUGCUGUACAUUUCAUGGCUUUUCUUUGCAUCACCAUGUACUUGACAAUAUUUCAUAUUUUUAUUGCGAGAGUUGAAAAGAGGUCUUUUUUUGGUUGUGCAGGUUUGCUGUUAACACUGAUAAACUACUUGUACGUUUUCAGGUCUUCUUGCAAAGGACUUGUUUAUCUGUCAGGAAUUUUACUUCACUUAUUUUAUUACAGAAGAAGCUCUUUGAUUAGAGUCUUCUCAUUCCUGAAUACAGAGCACUGUUGUACAUAUUCCGGUAACGAAUUCACCACUUCUUCAAAUUGAAAAUCUGGAUGUAUCAUGGCAACCAAAAAUCAUCUGAUGGUAUAUAUUACAUAACAUCCUUUGCAAGUAAUAUGAUCUCUUCUUUUUGGUGACGAGGAAGGUGGAAGCGCACAAUCAAUUUACCCAAUGCAAGAUUUUGCCUGAGCAAUGGUUAUGAAUUUGUUGGCUUAUGUCUCUGGCAGGAACGACAUCAGGGUCAUUGUAGCCUGUGCUUUUUAAGUAGCGGGCUGCAAUGAGUUUUAUAAUUUAUUUUUUUUGCACAAGGUUUUGAGCAACCCCUUCCUCUCUGACCUUUGUCCUGAAAAUUUAUAUACUUCUGGCCAUACUCCAGUAUUAAGCGUUGGUAUGACAAGAUUGGCACCAUAUUCUAACUCAGUUUACAGGCAGUUUAAGGUACUAGUUUGCAGUCCAAGAAACCCAAGUGACCUGGUUGUCUGAAGUUGGCAAGUACGUUCAGAAACAUCCCAAGAAUCUCAUGGUAAUUCUUGAGUUCUUGUUCUUGCUGUGGGGUCGUCAGGUGCUGUUUGUAAAGAUGGAGAAUUGGUGAUUUGAGGCUAAAGAACUGAAGUUUCUGUCAGUACAGAGCUACUACCAUUGCUCUAGCUCAGAGUGCACUCAAUUCCUUUUGUUAUUAUUAUUUAUCUCAUUUCCUUUUGAGCCUUAUAGACACUGAAUGCUGAAUGCUGGAUGCAUCUGAUUAUAAAUCACUUUCUGGAAUUGGAAA
This is a messenger RNA of Ricinus communis (castor bean), 5013 nucleotides long. RefSeq names its product putative pentatricopeptide repeat-containing protein At1g16830. Gene Ontology annotation, molecular function: protein binding. The transcript has 3 exons. Lineage: Eukaryota; Viridiplantae; Streptophyta; Magnoliopsida; Malpighiales; Euphorbiaceae. The coding region runs from base 349 to 2319 and encodes 656 amino acids. The record is from RefSeq and is a predicted model, not a curated record.